Colletotrichum navitas is the source of this 1446-nucleotide messenger RNA. RefSeq lists its product as uncharacterized. The record is from RefSeq and is a predicted model, not a curated record. The coding region runs from base 178 to 1311 and encodes 377 amino acids. The transcript is spliced from 5 exons. Lineage: Eukaryota; Fungi; Ascomycota; Sordariomycetes; Glomerellales; Glomerellaceae.
UAGUAGAAGUGAGGAGACUUCGGAAGAAAUGAAGGUGUAUUGGAAGUCUCGGCUUCUUUUCAAUCUCACGGGAAGCUCCCGAAUUAUUUAUUGUUUGCUUUCGCUGAAUAAAACCAAGCGUCCACUUAACACCGACACUGAAGCAAACAUGCGCAUUAAGCCAACUUCAUCAACAAAAUGGCCACACUGAAGGAGACCGGUAUCAAAUUUAUUGAGACCCCCGUCGAAAUAAGGGAUCGCCGUGACCAGACACCACCGCCUCAGCACAGCUCGAAAAAGGGAAUUUCGAUCAUUCAAUACGACGCAGCUCUGGAACUCAUCGUCGGCCCCAGCCCGACUCACGCCCUCGUCCUCUCUUCAGCAGAAGCCUCCGCCAAUCCUUUCUUCCACAGCGGAUGCAUCUACGUUCCCUCGCGCAACGAGCUAUGGGCUACUUCCGCACCCCUCGCGGCGUCUGACCCCACGCGACCGCCCACGAUCCUCAUGUCCAAGGUCAUUGUCACACACAAUUCCGCCAAUGACACCCUCACUGCUGAGUGGGCGAAGUUGCGCCCGCCGCCAGCGAUGUCGAUGCCCGCGAGCGGGUGCGUCGUCGGUGACGACAGGAUGAUCUGGUGCUCGCAGGGGACCAUGGCUCCCGAGACGGGCAGCGUCCUCUUCAUGCCCGCCGGCAGACCGCCCCGGGUUGUGGCGUCAACAUACUACGGGCGGGACUUCAACUCGCCGCACAGCGCCGCAGUCUCGUCCCGCGACGAUGGCAUCUGGUUCACGGACCCGUGCUGUGGGCAUGAGAAGGACUUCCGGAGCCCGCCGCAGCUUCCACCGCAGAUCUAUCGAUGUGACGCCAAGACGGGCGAGGUUAGGGCCAUGGCGGAUGGAUUCAUUCGUCCCACAGGAAUCGCGAUUGAUGAUGGCUCUUCGACGCUCUAUGUUGCGGAUUCCGGAGGUGUUCGAAUUGAUGGCAGUCUCGACUUGAAUCAACCACGGAGUAUAUACGCCUUUGACAUGGUGAAGCGGGGUGAAGCUGUCUUUCUCGCUAAUAGACGGACGUUCGCCCUCGCUCGAAGAGGUGCUCCUAUGCACCUCAUGUGUGAGAACAGCAACGUGUGGGCUGCUUGCGGCGAUGGAAUUGAGAUUUGGAACAGCGGUGGUUCACUGCUUGGUGUGAUUCAGGUGCCGGGCGGUGUUAUGAGCUUCUGCCGUGGACCUGAAUACAGUCUUUACCUCUGCGCGGGACAGAGGUUAUGGAAACUUCAGCUUUCAGGGAGACAAGGGAAUCAUUCAGCGGCCAGCAGCCCGGAACUACUAUGAAUAGCGUGUAUGGUCUGAUCAGAGGUCUAAAGAGUCAACCUGGGGAUUUUCUACAUUGCAUAACCUUGAACACCCGUGAUAACUAAUGCUACCUCAGACCAAUAGUGCAUAUUCCCGUGUUUCAAUGUGAACACC